This is a messenger RNA of Arachis ipaensis, 1317 nucleotides long. NCBI's taxonomy places the organism in Eukaryota, Viridiplantae, Streptophyta, Magnoliopsida, Fabales, Fabaceae. The record is from RefSeq and is a predicted model, not a curated record.
AUUUUAAACGCUGCGUUCUUCUCCUUCAUUAUUCGAAAUUAAAGAACCCCUUUUCUCUUCAAAGAACUCAGAACCCUAAAAGCUUCGAAGAACCCCAGCCCCUCAUCCCAGCCCUCCGUGAAGAACCCAACCCUCCGAAGAACCCCAGCGCUCGCAAUGCCUCUGUCGUUACUCUCUCUUCCGGAACUUCCACCAUCGCUGCUCCUUCGGUGGUGACUCUCGCAGGUGGUGACUCUUUCGGCGCUCACCGUCCAUCGCAAGCCCUCCGUUGACGGCCAAAAGAAACCCUUCCGCGGAGCUGUUUUGAGACCUCUGGCAUCAUUGCUGGUUUUUCUCAGAUUCCCUUUGCCACCAUUCUCUGAUUGAUAUGAAAGGAAGCGCUAGGGUUUUUUUUAUUAGUAUAAGGUUCCCCUUUGCUCUCUGCUCGUCGACUCCCCUGCUCCUUCUCCUAGUCCCGAUUGGAGAUGCCUCUGCAGGAAGAUGUUGAGAUCAUGAAGGAUUUAAACAUGGAUGCUUAUAGAUUCUCCAUCUCUUGGUCCAGAAUACUACCAAAGGGAAAGCUCAGUGGAAGUGUAAACAAGGAAGGAAUCAAGUACUAUAAUAACCUCAUCAGUGAGCUACUAGCUAAAGGUAUUCAACCUUUUGUGACUAUUUUACAUUGGGACAUCCCUCAAGUCUUAGAAGAUGAAUAUGGUGGCCUUUUAAGUCCUAAGAUAGUUGAUGAUUUUCGAGACUAUGCCGAGGUUUGUUUUAAAGAAUUCGGAGAUAGAGUGAAGCAUUGGAUCACAGUCAACGAGCCAUGGUCUAUUGGAAAAUUCGCCUACGCAAUUGGAGCUUAUGCACCUGGAAGAUGUUCAUCAUGGCAAAACCUUAAUUGUAGUGGUGGUGGGUGAUUCUGCCACUGAACCUUAUAUAGUGUCACAUUAUCAGUUACUAGCUCAUGCAGCUGCUGUUAACAUCUACAAGACUAAGUAUCAGGAAACUCAAAAGGGUAAGAUAGGGAUAGAAAUAAAUAGUAUGAUAGUACCCUUUUGCAAUGCCAAUGAUGUGUUAGAAUUGCUUGUUUCUUCAGUACAUGGCAUGCUUAUUCAUAUCACCAACUCACUUUUGCAUAUUUGUUGUAAUUUCACAAUAACUUUAGUAUAUUUAAAUAAGUUAUACUAGCUUUAGAAUCAAUGAGAUGUUUAUUUGGAAAACAUAAAGAAGAAUAAAAUUAAGCAAAUUUUAACAUGCAACUAGUAAAAGUACAUAGCAGUAAAGGGUGAAGACUGAAGACUUUCUUAAGUUUCUUUUUGUGUUAUGGGCUUAUGGCCAAGU